Verticillium dahliae VdLs.17 is the source of this 2036-nucleotide messenger RNA. RefSeq lists its product as uncharacterized. The transcript has a single exon. The record is from RefSeq and is a predicted model, not a curated record. Gene Ontology annotation, biological process: protein prenylation. Gene Ontology annotation, molecular function: protein prenyltransferase activity. NCBI's taxonomy places the organism in Eukaryota, Fungi, Ascomycota, Sordariomycetes, Glomerellales, Plectosphaerellaceae. Bases 82 to 1155 code for a protein of 357 amino acids. Gene Ontology annotation, cellular component: cytoplasm.
ACAGCAGCAUACAUAUCAUUCCGACAAUGGGCCAUCACGUUGUCGUAUGCGUGCAUCAAGAUCCGAUAUGCCUUUUCUGAAAUGUCUCGCGCUCUGGAAAAGGAGGUUGUUGCAUUUUUGAAGUCCGGCGAUCACACGGCGGUGUAUGAGGACAUCUCACGAGCUCUUGCUCCACCAGAUGACCCUAGUAACGACCCGGCGGGCUUGCUCGAAAUCGAGAUUCUAGGACGAAGUCACCCUACGCCGCCUGGUCAAAAUCUGCUUCAAGACAAGAACGCCAUCGGUAUACCAAAAUUACGUCUAGUACAAGCCUUUCUUGUAGCUCAUCAAAUCGCCAGAGCCCACACAAACACAACUGAACAAGCGGAAAAUGACAUCCUCUCGGCCACGGCGGUGAUGCUUCUGAUGGAUGCAGAGAACCUCACAGCUGCAAAUACAAGGAAACGCAUCCUGUUGUCUCGUAUCAAAAGGUUAGAAAACGGUAGAAUCUCCAGUCUCCAACACCGAGACUGUCGGAUAUUACUCUACCAAGAAAGCUGGUUCGUCGACAGUCUUUUGACGAGCCGUCUCCAUCGCCACACCAAAUCACCAACGCUAUGGAGCCAUCGCCGAUGGUUGGUCGAGCAACAUCGGAACUUUGGUCAUGCGGUCGAUAUCCGAGCCGGCUUCGACAUAGUCAAGACCGCGGGCGAGUGGCAUCCCCGGAACUAUUAUGCAUGGUGUCACGCACGGUGGCUCCUCAAGAUAUCCAGACACGUUUUGACCAAGGAAGAUAUCCUAUCCCUGGAGAACAGUAUUGAAGUCUGGAGCCUCGCUCAUCACGAUGACAUAUCUGGCUGGUCAAUGCUCGCUCACAUCCAAGAAAUGAGAGGCGAUAACGCUGCGAGACUCAAUGUCUUUCGAAACCUGCUCGAUACAGCUGAGGGCUAUCGAUGGACGAAUGAGUCGGUGUGGUGGUACCUGCGCACUACAGCUGCGACAUUGGAUCUCCAGAUCGAGGAUCUGGACCAUUUCAAAACGACACAUCAUAAGCUUUUGAAUGAGCCCGACAACAAUGGAGAUCACGCUUCGACAAGCCACCGCGUGUUAGAGACCGCAUGGCAAUGGUACAACCAGAAUCGAGGCAAAGCGAGCAGCGGGAUUAUUGGUGGCUGAAACUCGUCCUCUUCAACGCAGAUUGCGAACAACACUCACCGCUGGCACAACAUAUCAGUACUCAUUCUCACCCCAGCUUGGUAUCUCAUUUUACCGAGUUCAGUGCUGAGGUUCCUUUGGCCGGAUUCGGAAGGUCGGGUUCGAUGGCCUUGAGAAAGAACAAGUUUGGACAAUCAGAGAGGCUAGACGAAGCAGUAGCGAGGCUCUGAGCACGAAGGCAGAGCUCAUUUGGGAAUACCAAAUUCCAAGCCAGUCUGAUUGGCGCAUUCCCCCCGACGAAGGGGCUCCUUGGCUGAAGUCAUGAUUUGGCAGAUGUGACGGACGUGAGGCUGAAACUCUGGUAUUAUUGCUGGGCUACCUGUAGCCAGGGGUGUUCCCCCGCCACUGACGGUUCGAGAACUAACGGCCUUCAUCUCAAUCUCCCAGAGAUCCGCCAAGGCCGCACGGCCGGCGGAUGCUAUCUUGUUAGUGGUCAUGGGGAUAGAGGGAGACACAGCCCAAGGAGAUCGGGAUCUGCCAAUGGUGGAAUGCGGGUUAUGGCCAGCCAGCGGUGGAGAAAUUCUGAUUUCCAUCGUCAAGUGGAUGGACAACACGGAUUGCUGCUUUCGGACGCCCUUGACAGGUGGCAUGACAACUUUCGCAUUUUCUGUGAUGAUGGGCUUGCGGCACCACGGGGGAACAGGGCUGGAGCUACGAUAUUAGCGCGCCGCUGCCGAUGUCUCACUCAGGCUGGCAUUGCUGGAAUGCUGGCCACGAGUACAGGAGUAAAUCAGGGGCGGUAAUUGCGACUCUCUGUAGUCAGCCAUGCGCUUCGUGAGCAAGCGUGGGAACCUGUUGAUAGCGCCAGGACCAAAAACCUUCGCAGGCCCUGGCACGGCUCG